UUAUGACCGGAUUCGGUCCAUUGUUAUGGCUGUCGAUUGCCGCUUGUCUUCAACAAGCAGGCGCAUUGGAAUGUUUAGAAUGCAUUGAUGUCGCUGAACCGAAUUUGUGCAAUGACACUUUAGUAUGUGCUUCUGGUGAGUCUUGUUAUGUACAAACGAGACAGACAUCACCUGUCACGCGAUAUCAAAUGGGCUGCCAAAACAAUCAGUUGUGCACAAGCAGCAAUCUACAUGGAGGAGCAGAGAUUGUCGGACGGGCUAUAAACACUCGCCAAGUGACCGGUUGCCACGAAUGCUGCUUGACUGACGAAUGCAAUGGAAGACUUUGUGAUCACGAAAAACCGACCGCUUGCAUUGAUUCGGAGACCGUGGACUGCGCACUUCUAAAUUCACUGUUGAGCGUAUGUGCUGACGUGGACCACGCAAAGACGAUAUGUCCAAAGUAUUGUGGACUUUGCAACCUUGUUGAUGGAAACUGGGCUGACUGGUCUAGCUGGGGUCAAUGUGACGUCACAUGCGAAAAUGGGACACAAUUGCGUACACGCACCUGCACUAAUCCAGAACCGAGAGAUGGCGGUGCGGAGUGUGUAGGUUCAGGGAAUGAGACAACAGUCUGCGUCAGGGAACUAUGCCCUGUUCAUGGCGGAUGGAGCGUUUGGAAUCAUUGGAGUCCUUGUUCUGUGUCUUGCGAUGCAGGACUUGCUACCCGUCAGAGGAAUUGCAAUAAUCCUAAGCCGGAUAGAUGUGGUGACCACUGCUUCGGGGAUACAAUUGAAUCAAGGAUAUGCAUGCAAAGACCGUGUGCUGACGGUGGCUGGUCACAAUGGUCGCCUUGGGGUGUAUGUGAGGGGAGACAACUUGUGCGAAACCGCAGCUGCAACAACCCAGAACCAUCCAUGUUCGGCAAGCAGUGUGCAGGAACAGAUAUGCAAACUAAACCAUGUUCAGGUGGUUUGGUGUACUUCAAUGCCCAUGGCCAUAGUCUGUAUCAGACAAAUUAUUUGACAUGCCCUAUUGUUGUUGACAAUGUCGGCCACGGUUAUCAUAGCAACAACGGCUCCUUUGUCGCGCCGGUCGAAGGACAGUUUUUCUUUUCUGCUCAGAUAUGUACAAGCAAUGGACAAACCGUAGAUGUCCAACUGCGCCAUGUUCCGUUGUCUGGGUCUGAACUAGCGAUAGCUGGCAACAUAGCACAUGGAUCUGGGGACUACGACUGUGCUACUGCUUCUGCUCCCGUGCUCUUGCGUACCGGCGACCAAGUCAGAGUCUACACGUCAGCGGCAGACAAAAUCCCGCUAUUCGACGAUCCGACAACGUUCUGGACAUCAUUCAAUGGGGUUUUAAUUCAAUAGAUAUAUAACUAAGGAACUAAAUUGAUGCCUAGUACAUAGGUGUAUCGUUAAUAAUCUGUUAUUUAAUUUUCCUUAAAAGGGACUGUACAUUAGAUUGGCACAAAAAAUAGUGUUUUUCUGUAACGAAUCUUAGGAGAAUUAUUUAAUAGAAUGUGUUACGCUUUGAUAUCAUAAUUGUAAAAAAAGUACCAAAAUGUGGGAAAAAAUGUGUCGGUUACCGGGUUCGAACCCGUGUCGCCAAAAUUGAAGUCCAGUGUAGUAUCCACUGUGCUAAGAAGGCUAACUCCAAACGAGUGGUAUAUUUAAGCUAUAUACUUAACUUGGUUAUAUCACGUUAUAACAUCGACUAGCCAAUCAUGCAUAAGGAAUGAAUUCUACUAGGUAGACAUACCCAGUAAUCUUUUUUCUAAUGGAAAAAUACCAAAUAACUGCUAAACUUAAUCAAAUUGUAAACUAUGUGGUACUUUAGUUAGUAAGUUUCAAUGCAUUGUACACAUUAAUAUCAAUUUUUGUCAGUUUUCGACAAUUUUCUUUUUUUCUUGCAAAUUGAUCAUCUGGUGCACAGUUGCUUUAACGCCUACGAAGAAAUUCAAGAUUUUUAUACGUCAACUUGUUUUAUGAUACUGAUGUUUGUUACAUAAUUCUUUAGCUUAAUUAAGAUAUCAACAAACUGGGGGAUAACAAAAGAUAAUGCUUGCAAGUAUCAAACAAAUACGAUAUUUUAUUGAAUAAGUGCACACAUAUUUCAAUAUAGUCAUUUGAAGUGUCAAUAUGUUUUACAGCCAACACUAACAAUAAACACUACAUUUGUAUUUCAAUCUUUCAUUAACUCUAUAUUGUACAGUACAUGCUCUGCAAAUUUUUUUCCCUGAAUAUUAA
Molecule: messenger RNA, 2231 nt
Organism: Mya arenaria
Lineage: Eukaryota; Metazoa; Mollusca; Bivalvia; Myida; Myidae
Product: coadhesin-like
Exons: 10
Coding region: 3-1352 (449 amino acids)
Molecular function (GO): protein binding
Source: RefSeq, a predicted model, not a curated record